AUGAUAGACGAAAAGCUCGCCCCGGCAGAAUUCGAGCGUCUCUUUGCGCUGUCCUUAUCGGACUAUAACUCUCAAAUUCCCACAUGGUUGCGUUCGGUGGAUCCAAUCGAUGUGAGAGAAGGCGUGGAUGCUCUUUUGAACCAACUCAAGGCGGCCAACAAGAAGUCCAAGAAGUUGGAAGGUGUCCUGAGUUCCAAUGGCAUAUCCAUCCCAAUCGAUAUCCCCUAUGUGGUGGCCAAACAAAAAGUCAUUGAAAUCCAGCAACGCAUCAUGGGCGGGGAUGUUGACGAGAAAACAUACUUUCAGCUUUGCGCUGACUUGGAGAAAUAUAGCACUGCCAUGACAGCUUCAGAUGAAUACCACGAAGAAUUGAGGCAGAAAGAAAGAGAGUGGGAAGAACAGCAUCGAACCGAAAAUAGAGAUGCACUCAUCAAACUGCGAAGGCACAUGCCCGUCAACAUUCGAUUCUUGAGCGAAGACGCUUUGAUCAAGCAACACAAGUUGCCACCCAAGAUUGCGCGCAAAUUCAAACGAACCGACGUACUCAGCCUUAUUCGCAAGGCACCAGAGAACGUUGCAAAGAUGCAUCCGGGUAUUUUGGAAGGUCUCAAGACAGGCGGCUUGACCUUGACGGAACGACGAGCACUCUACGAGCACUUGCGGACCGUGGGACCCAAAUGGCUCAAGGCCAAGGACGACAUGUCCCAGCGCAAAGCGCAGUGGUACCAGAACUUCAAAUCCAAAUUUAAGGAACAGGCCGAUGCUUGGGCUCAACAUAAAAAGGAAUUUGGAUCACCGGCAACACACAAAAAAUGCAACAAGAUUGGAAUGCAAUGCCCCUUCAAAGCCGAUGCACAAUUAGACUAUUCGGGAGACUUUGGGUUCCCCAAGGGAGAUGAAUACGAGCAAGACACUGUCACCAAAGCGCCAAAACCCUUUGUCAAGGAAGACGAACAACCCAAGCGUGCUGCAAACCCUAUGGCAGCUGCCAUUUCUGCCAGAGCCGCCUCCAAACCCUCCUUUUUGGGAGAACUUUCCAAGAAGAAGAGCCCUGCCAGCAGCAGUACUCCCGCGAAAACAAGCAGUGGUACCACCAAACCUAGAACCACUUCGUUUACUGCCAUGAAGGCAAUUCCGAAAAAGAAUGCUACUCAAAAAAGCGUUCUCAAGGAAAUCAAGAAAAAGACGCCAGAAGAAAUUGCCCAAGAAAAGGCCGCACAGGCAAAGAAAGUGGCACAGGCCAAGUACGACGCGAAACGGGCAGCUCGCGACGACAUCCUGGAGACGCACUACAAAAAAAAGUCGGACGAUUAUCUUAUUGAUGCUCGAGCCAUCACUCAGGCCAUGGAAGAUUCCAUGGAUGAUAUCACCGCACUGCUCGAAGAAUGGAUCGAUUACGUGGUUCGGAGUGGCAAGAAGGAUCUGUCCGAAGAUGCCAUUGAAGAAGAAAUCUGGGAUUUCAAGGAUGCCGUAGACCCCAUUGGGAAUGUCGUGGAGCAGUACUUGGAGAGACUCGGGGAAGUCAGUCCGAGUACGGUCGAGUGCGAGUUAGCAGAAGACUUGUACUUGUGCGCCGUCGUCUUUUUCAACUUUAUCCAGUGGCGCAUGGGAGAACUGAAACAAAAAGAUGCCGAUCUGUCCAAGUCAAUUGCAGACGUGCAGUCCAAUUUGAAAAAGUUGGUGGCAAAGAAUGGACGCAAGUUGAAGCUGUUUGGGAUCAAGGCUGAGCGGACGCGUGAUAUUCCAUGUGCCAAGAAGAUUAUGGAAGAAAAAACCAGGCUGAUUAAAAAACAGCAAGAAGAACAAAAGGCCAAGGCGGCUGCGGCCAAAGCACCACCAAAGCCGGCCAAAAAAGAAGCUCAGCCUCUGAGCAAGUACUCUGACCACAAAACGAGAGAUUCCUUGAGCACUUCAGUGCACAAGAGGCAGAGCAAACCCGGAACGAUCGAACGGAAGAUGAGCUUUACCACACGGACCAUGGAACAUCAGGGCAAGGAAAAUUUGAAGUGGCAGUUGGUGCAUCAAGUCAAUGAUGCUCAAAAGAUGGUUCGGCGGUUGGAAUCAGCCAUUACUGCUGCAGGGUUGACGAUUCCCGAUGACACGAUUCCGUACCAGGAAGCUGAAGCCAAGAUUGCAGAGUUGUCCAAGCGCAUGGCGGAAAUCUCCUUCCAGCACCCGGACUAUUUCACGUUGGAGCAAGAAAUGACAAAGUAUAGCGCUGCGCUAAUGGCCUCCGACGAGUACCGCCGUGAGACAGAGCGACGUGAACGAGAGUGGGAGGCAAGCGUUCGCGAGAAAAACCGUGAAGCACUGAAACAGAUUCGGCGUCACAUGCCCGUGGAGGUUCGAAAGAUGACUGAAGCUGAACUUGCCCAGAAGAUUCCCAAGGCGAUUGCCAGGAAGUUCAAGAGGACGAAUGUCUUGCAGCUGAUUCGGGUCAAUCCCAACGAUGUUGCAAAAUUCCACCACUCCAACUUUGAAGGCUUGAGCCUGUCUGGAAUGACCUUGACUGAACGACGUGCUCUGUACGAGCACUUGCAUGCGGUUGGCCCACAAUGGUUCCGCCAAAAGUCCAACGAACAGAUUGAGCGCAAAUGGCUUUGGUUUCAGUCAAUGAAAAACAAGUUCCGUGAAGAGUUGCGAAAGUCCGAGACCCUUGGUGCUAAGUACAGUGCGGGCCAACCCGACUACAGCGGCAACUACGGGUUUCCAGAUGGUGCGGUGUACGAAGUGAUGGGUCAUGCCAAGGUAGAUUUGAGCCACAGUCAAAAGAGGGCCAAGGAGCUACGCGAGCAACGAAAGCAAGGCGGCAGGUAA
Seminavis robusta is the source of this 2817-nucleotide messenger RNA. The record is from the annotation of a GenBank genome assembly. Lineage: Eukaryota; Bacillariophyta; Bacillariophyceae; Naviculales; Naviculaceae.